GUAUGCGUCAACAGUGUGUUACUAUGGUAACGUGAUGUGCCGACGCUCUGUCACCAACGGCAAACGCUUAGCUAACAUUUUGAUAAUUGACUAAUGUUAAUAUGUUGUCUUGUCACCUUAACUUACCCUAACCUUUGUUUAAUGAGAAGUGGGGAUUAGCUAAAUCAACGUUAAUACUCCUCAAGCAAAAGUUUGGACAUUAGCUUGAAGAAAAAUCGAGCUUUGAAAAGCGACUGGCAGCUAGCUUGAACAUUAGCUACAUUUUUGUUCGCUACCGUUAGCUAGCGAGUUCUGAAAAUAGCACAACAUAUAAUGCUAAAUGCUGGUUGGAUAAGAGAUGGUAUUCCUCUAAUAUUAAGUUAGCCAUACUAUUACUUUGGUGACAUUUAACCGAUGUUAAUGGUUUUUAAACCAGUGAGGUAUUAAAAGAGUGACAUGGAUAAUACAGUGGUUUACAGCAGCAGCCGUAAAGUGAAUACCACAAGGACAGAUCUUAGUUUGCUGCUUGAGUGUCUGAAGUUUCAGAUGAAAUGUCCCGAUUUGCAGAAACAAGCUCUUCUCGCCAUUCACUCAAUCUGUGAAAAGAGAGAGGAUAAUGUGGACCUCCUGAGAGAAAUGGGAGGUGUGGUAUUUGUGUAUAACCUCUCCAAAUCCAGUAUUGUUCGUUCAGAUGUAAAGGAGACAGCACUAUUUACGCUUGGCACAUUAGCAGAGGCCAAUGUGUAUUGCAAGAAUUCUCUGUGCAGAAAGGAGACAUUUGCAGACCUUGCUGGUUUUUUGAUGAAAGAAGACAUCCCGCUAACACAGAAGAGAGUGUCUGUCUAUUUGCUGUCUGUGUUGGUAGCCAACAACAAAUCAGGACAGACUCUAGGCCAAACCACUGGCUGCUUGGAUAUUCUAUUGCAGCUUUUCAGGACCACUUCCCCUGUCUCCACAGAGGCUACUUUGAGAGCAGCUAAUGCUACUCAAACCUACCAACUUUGGGCCUCUGUGUCUAGUGCUCUCUGUGGAUGUGUCAACAACCCUCAGAAUGAGGAUGGUCAGCGUAUUUGUGUAGCAGCCUUUCCCAUAAUAAAAGUCUGGCUUCAGCAGAUUGCUUUGCCAUGCACUGAGAUUUUCCAACCCAUAUGUUCCUUCAUAGCAAUGACAGUUGCAAACAACUCCUGUGUUCAGGAGAGUUUUUCUGCUUCGGGGGGUCUGGAUACUCUCACCCUUGCACUGGUUCGUCUAGCUUCUGCGGCAGAUACAAGCUUGUUGUCUUGCCAGCUUUCCGUCACUAUAUCCAAGACCCUGUCAGCUUGCAUCACAGAUAACUCUUCCCUGGCUUCAGGUCUGGCUCAGUAUGGUGUGGUUUCCCACCUCUUCUUCCUGCUGACUAGUCCACACCUACACCCUGAGGACAGGCUCUCUGUUUUACUCACCCUGGGCCACUGCACUGAAUCCUCUGAGGAGCACCAGUCCCAGUUGGUGCAGUGUGGAGGCCUGCCCCUUAUCAUAACCCUACUCACAGAGGAUACAAAUGAGGAGGUUAGGAAAGCUGCUACAUUCAUAUUGCAGACCUGCAAACAGGCCACCAUGUCCUUGGGAGUGCCUGAACUGACAGCGAGACAGGGGGAGGGUGAAAAUGUGACCCCCCUUACAAACAUGGGCGGCUUCAGGAGCUCAGCCAGAGAGGUGCUGCGCAGGAUUGAACUGCUAGAGAAGAGACAAGCAAAGGAGGCUAAGGAUGAGCAGGAAGACACAGAACCAUUAACUUUAACCGAAGGGCUAGGCCAACUGCCUUUGCCUCCAGCUUUACUGCAGCCUCUGCAGCUAAAGGAGAGGAUUAAAACCAUUCCCACAGCAUAUAGACAGAACAGUACUCUUGAACAUGUCGAAGCAGGGGGUGACAACUACAUUCAAACUUUCAGAAACGUGAUCAAGAAUAGGAGUGACCGAGAACUGAAGCACAUGAGCUCCAGUUUAAGUAUGAAGGAAGAGAAGGCUAAAACCAGUGAAGGGGAUGUGUGGUGUUCCAUGUGCAAGGGUACUGGAGCCCUAAAGUCUUCCUCUCUGCGGCCAGUAGAGGGAGGCAGAGAGCCUCAUACAGCAGACAGUCAGUUGUUUAAGCCCCCAGCACCAGUGAGGCACAGUGUACCAAAAGAAAUUAAAUGUACUGAUGUGGAAGAGUUACAGCACCAUGAGAUGAGUCAGGUGGGGAACAUCUCAGUGGAGGAACACUCACUCUCUAGUAUACGGUGUGCAGGUUGUGUGCUGCCUUUUGAGGAGGUGACAAGUCGCACUUUUGCAUCUCUCCAAAGCUCUUGCCACUACAGCUGUGACAUGCACAAGGUUCUCCAGGAGGCCACAGAGCAGUUCAGGACUCGUCACUUCAACCUUCUGUUCAGGAGAGAGUACCAAGACGACAGCGUGGAGCAGACAGAACCAGACCCUGAGAGAGUUUCAGCUGCAGAGCCACAGAGAAGCCGGGAGAACUGGAGAGAGGUCUGCCUGACUCCCAUACGUAAAGGAGCAGGGAAAGGCAAGCCCUCCCUGCCAGAACACCAGUGGAAGAAGCACAAUGGCAUCACUUUGACUCCACGGCACAGUGGAGCUAAAAAGCAGAUAUUCACCUCUCAUAACAGGACCGGUCCAGACUUGACUCCCCUGAAAAGGUCUCGUCUUCCUGAAGAGAGAAGAAAAGGGAAUAAUAGUGGAAAUCCCGCUCCUAAUGAUGAGCCGAGAACUAGCACAGAUCACUCUUCCACUAGAAGGGAGAGGAAAGACUUCAGCCGUGAGGAGGUGCGUUGCCUGCUGUACGGAGUGAAGACUUACGGCUUCUCCUGGAACACCAUCUUGUGGUCAUACGACUUCCAACCUGGACGCACCAAUGUUGACCUGGCCAAAAAAUACAGGAGGCUAAUGGCAACACGAGAAAAUCUCCUUAAAUCCAUGCUCUGGACUGGCAAGCUCAGUCUUGUUCCACAUUCAGAAUGACGGGAUGAGCCUACAGCUACUGUAGAUGACCUCACAGCUGAUGAAUGUUAAGUAUAACACCAACUCACUUUUAUCUUGAUCUUAACCUAUUUUCCAUUCCCCAAAUCUUCAACAUAACGAUAUCUUGUAGUAAAAAAAAAAGGGACAGUCAGGGACAAUCACCAUAACACAUGUAGAAUAAUGUUUUUAUUUUCACAAGCAAGCCACUACCUAGUUUAAAAGUUAAAAAAAAAUCCCAUUAUUGCAAUGAAAAUAUAUACAAUAAAGACAAGGAAUAUUACAAAGUCCAAACAUGAUUAUGUUAAGGCAUAAAUGUUUAUUGGAGACUAUUCUGCUAUAAAGCGGUAUGCAUUAUACUGUCUCCAUCUUUGGUUGCAUUGCUGCUGUCCCUUGCCUAUUGUUUUGUAUUCACUUGAUGCACAUAUCCUCCUCAAAAAAAGGUUUUGCUUUUGACUUUGUUCUAGAUCAAAAUGACAAUUCUUGCCUUCAAUCUUUUUUUUUGUCAGGCGUUGUUAUAUAUAGCAAUGACUUUAUUUUACUCUCAAAGAAAUUCAUUUAAAUUCUUUCUUGGUGCACUUGCAUAGAGGAAGAUCUCUAUUGUCCAGCAAUACACUAAAGUACACUGAUAAUAACCCCUGUGCUGUUAAAGCCCCACCAAUACACAUUUUGGCACAUUUGGUUCAUUUAGAAAGAGAAAUACCUUUUUGCCUGUAUAAGGCCACUAAAGUGAGUAGUAAAAACAUUGCAUCUGUGAUUCUUUCAGAAUUCAUGUAAUGGCUAAAGAGGGUUUCACAGAAAAAUAUCCAUUCACUUAUUUAAUGAAUAACCUCUUCCAUGGUUUCACAUCAGCUCAGUGGAAGUGCUCAUGGCAUCAGGGAUCUCGACAUCAGCGGGAAUGAGGUCAGCGGCCAGGUCAUUUCCUUUCAGCUCUAAGUUCUUCAGCAGUCCACAAACACUUUCCUCGUUGAUGUCGCUCACAAGCUGCUCCAAAUUCCCUGCAGCCUGCACCCCCAUCAGCUUUUCCAGAGGUUCUGAUGUGUCCUCACUCUCUUCAACCUCAGCACUCUCUUGGUAUUCCUUGGUCACCGGGAUGUCUGAGGGCUCGUCUGCAUUGACUGGGGCGGUGAUGGAAGCCGGAAUGUCAAUAGGUUGGGGAGUUACAUCAGGGACACCCAGGUCGAUCAAAGGGGGUGAAGAAAUCACUGGCUCAGGGAGAGACUCUUUGCUAAGCAGGUCUGUCUUCUCCUCCAGUGCCUCAGCUGGGGCUGGUACUGACUCUGAGAUGGGUUCAGGGUCUGUCUCAACUUCUGCCUCUGGUUCAGGAACUAGCUCUGGUUCGGGAACUAGCUCUAGUUCAGGAACUAGCUCUGGUUCGGGAACUGGCUCUGGUUCGGGAACUGGCUCUGGUUCGGGAACUAGCUCUGGUUCGGGAACUAGCUCUGGUUCGGGAACUGGCUCUGGUUCAAGAACUGGCUCUGGUUCAGGAACUGGCUCUGGUUUGGGAACUGACUCUGGAGCAAGCUGAGCUUCAGCAACAGGUUUUGGAUCGGAUUCUGGAGGUGAUGGUUCACUGACCAGAGGCUUGGGUUGGACUGGAGCUGGGGUUUCCUUUGCCACAGGCUCUCGUUCAGCAUCAGUUAAUGGGUCUGAGGCAGCAGGAGCCUCUAUCACUUGACACUCUGAGACACAUUCUUCAGUGGGUAAACAUGCCAUUAGUGUUACUGGCUCCCCCAUCACCACAUCUAGGUUCUCUGCCUGAAUGACCUCCUGAGUCAACGUUAUCUCAGAGUCUUCUGCUGGUUGUGCAGGCUCCUGUUCAGUUUCAUCAGUUUCAGCACUGUUGCCUAGGGCUCCUCGCCUGUUUAAUUGGUUUCCCAUGAUGAACCUGAAGAAAUGAGACAAAUGAGAAUACAAUUAUACUUUAAAUAAUGAAAUGUCAAGUUCUAGUAUUUAAGUGAUUACAAAAAAGUAAUGUCAAGCUUUUUCUUUAGCUCAGUAUUACAUAACAUUCCUGUUGCAUGCAUUGCAUUACAAGUUGAAGCUUUUCUCCCAAAUUCAUGAAUACGCAAUUGAUAAAGGUGUAG
Messenger RNA from Perca flavescens (yellow perch), 5060 nucleotides. It is a transcript of the gene terb1, whose product is annotated as telomere repeat binding bouquet formation protein 1. NCBI's taxonomy places the organism in Eukaryota, Metazoa, Chordata, Actinopteri, Perciformes, Percidae. The transcript has 21 exons. The record is from RefSeq and is a predicted model, not a curated record. The coding region runs from base 436 to 2976 and encodes 846 amino acids. Gene Ontology annotation, biological process: meiotic attachment of telomere to nuclear envelope; homologous chromosome pairing at meiosis. Gene Ontology annotation, molecular function: protein binding.